CCUCGGCCGGGGAAGCCGGAAGCGCAGGUUGCUCCGGGGUCUCGGGCCUGAAGACCAUGAGUGCGGCUGGCGGCCUUCGUCGCCGCGCGCGACUCUCACGCCUCGUGUCCUUCAGUGCGAGCCACAGGCUGCACAGGUGGGGUGUGAUCACGUGUGUCACCGCAAGUGCGGGGCUUUUCCCGCUAAGUCCCAGACCGGGGGCGUGGCCACACGCGUGGGUUAGAGCCGAUCUGGGGUGGGCGGAAGAGGAAAUGGUGAAGAUCGAUCCCGUUACAGGAAUGGUUAUGAAUUUGACUGACCUCAAAGAAUACAUGGAGGAGGCCAUCAUGAAGCCCCUUGAUCACAAGAACCUGGACCUGGAUGUGCCGUACUUUGCAGAUGUUGUGAGCACGACAGAAAAUGUAGCUGUCUAUAUCUGGGAAAACCUCCAGCAACUUCUUCCUAGAGGAAUACUUUAUAAAGUAAAAGUGUAUGAGACUGACAACAACGUUGUGGUAUAUAAAGGAGAAUAAUCUUAGAGUUGAAUUAUAGAAAGGCUGAUUGCUUUUCUUAUUUGAAAAAGCUCUUUGUCCCUUUAGACUAUCCAGCAGUCACCACAUACUUGUGUCUCUACAUUGUGUUCUGGAUUGCCUGAGCGUUCAAAUGUGUAAGGUCCACAUUUAAAUGUAUUUAACUACCAAACUUUGAAUAUAUCUUGAAUAUAUUUUUAGUGAGGAAGCAGGGAAGAGCUGAGGACUUAACCAGGGUCUCACCCAUGCCAAACAUGCUGAACUGUAUCCAUUCCAAUCCUCUCUCUGCCAGUUAGAGAUCCGUUGUCUAGAGACUAAAAAUAUUUCAUUCUUAGCAAAAUGUUUUGGUGUGGAAUUAUUUAGAGACAAAAUAAACCCACUUUCAUUAUAUGUA
This is a messenger RNA of Chionomys nivalis (European snow vole), 903 nucleotides long. It is a transcript of the gene Pts, whose product is annotated as 6-pyruvoyltetrahydropterin synthase. Gene Ontology annotation, molecular function: 6-pyruvoyltetrahydropterin synthase activity. Lineage: Eukaryota; Metazoa; Chordata; Mammalia; Rodentia; Cricetidae. The record is from RefSeq and is a predicted model, not a curated record. Gene Ontology annotation, cellular component: mitochondrion. Bases 57 to 512 code for a protein of 151 amino acids. The transcript has 4 exons. Gene Ontology annotation, biological process: tetrahydrobiopterin biosynthetic process.